CGUGUAGAGUGGAACGCGAACUGAAGUGAAUCGUUAGAACUCUGCAAUGAUUUUGCGCAGUGUUAUAAAGAGAGAAGUGCUCUCGUUGCCUUCUGUGUAUAAUUUACAACGGCGUGCUGUAACAGUCCAGAACCUCUGCUUGUCUUCACACAAUGAUGAAGUUCACUUAGCUGAGGAAGCCAGCAAGAAAUAUGGAAGUCCUGCUCCGACCAUAUUUUCCAAAAUAAUUGACAAAUCUAUUCCUGCAGACAUAAUUUAUGAAGAUAGCAAGUGUUUAGCAUUUCGUGACAUCAGUCCCCAGGCUCCUGUGCAUUUCUUGGUUGUUCCCAAAACUCCUAUCCCAAGGAUAAGUGAGGCUCAUGAUGAUGAUGCACCGCUCCUUGGAUACCUCUUGGUAGUAGCAAAAAACCUGGCGAAUAAAGAAGGCUUAAGUGAUGGAUACAGAUUAGUCAUCAAUGAUGGGAAACAUGGUGCUCAGUCUGUGUAUCAUCUGCAUCUUCAUGUACUUGGAGGGCGACAGAUGCAAUGGCCUCCAGGAUAGAUGACCAUAUCAUCUACUAGUGUUAAACCAGGAAGAGAAUAUAUAUAUAUAUAUAUAUAUAUAUAUAUAUAUAUAUAUAUAUAUAUAUAUAUAUAUAUAUAUAUAUAUGCAGUGUAAAUAUAGUUACAAAAUAUCAAAAACAAUAAAAUGAUAAUUAAAAAAAUAGUUAAUAGUCACUGAAAAACAAAGAUUUGCCAGCAUAACACAGUGAUAAUAAAAAUUUUUUAAAUUGAAAUGAUAGAUUGCAGAAUAAUGGAUUAUGGUUACUAAAUAUUUAUAAUUUUUUUUUUUUCACUUUAUAAUUCCUAGAUUGUAUGGCUACUAUCUGUUUAUCUGUCUGUCUGUCUGUCUGCCUGUCUAAAUUCCUAAAUUGUAUGGCUCCUAUGAUCAUGGAGUGUAACCUCACUUCUUAGUAGUUAAUAUUAUCAUGAAAGUUGCUAUUGGUGCAUUAAAUGUCACUCCACAAGUCUAAACUGCAAAAAGUCAUUUUACUCUGACCUAGUUUCCUCUGCCAUUAAACCUUCACCAAGCUA
Molecule: messenger RNA, 1074 nt
Organism: Tachysurus vachellii
Lineage: Eukaryota; Metazoa; Chordata; Actinopteri; Siluriformes; Bagridae
Gene: hint2
Product: histidine triad nucleotide binding protein 2
Exons: 5
Coding region: 47-541 (164 amino acids)
Cellular component (GO): mitochondrion; cytoplasm
Molecular function (GO): hydrolase activity
Source: RefSeq, a predicted model, not a curated record